CCUCACCUUCUCUCGACCUUCUUGUGGCGGUGCGCAAUGACUGGCUCUUCUCGUAUUUGCUUCCAAGCUCAACGGCCCAACUACCGCUCCAGGUCGACCCACCCAUCCCGCACUGACUUGCAGGCGUUUUCAAUGAACCAUGUUUCAGGCAUUGCCUUUGUGGCCUACGCGUUGUCAUUAUGGCAUUUUUUCUGGGAAUGGCACCGAGAGUUUUGGUUUGUAUAAAUGGUUCACGAUGGGGCCCGAGACGGUGGAGACGCCAGAUCGACG
This is a messenger RNA of Paraphaeosphaeria sporulosa, 270 nucleotides long. RefSeq lists its product as uncharacterized. Lineage: Eukaryota; Fungi; Ascomycota; Dothideomycetes; Pleosporales; Didymosphaeriaceae. Bases 37 to 225 code for a protein of 62 amino acids. The transcript has a single exon. The record is from RefSeq and is a predicted model, not a curated record.